Messenger RNA from Fomitiporia mediterranea MF3/22, 486 nucleotides. RefSeq names its product hydrophobin-domain-containing protein. The transcript is spliced from 5 exons. The record is from RefSeq and is a predicted model, not a curated record. Gene Ontology annotation, cellular component: fungal-type cell wall. Gene Ontology annotation, molecular function: structural constituent of cell wall. Lineage: Eukaryota; Fungi; Basidiomycota; Agaricomycetes; Hymenochaetales; Hymenochaetaceae. The coding region runs from base 1 to 486 and encodes 161 amino acids.
AUGCCAGUCCCAACCUUCUCUACGGAGCCAGAGCCCACCUCGACGCCCUGGCCAAAGCCGAUCCCGAGACCAACUUCGCAUACUUCCUCUACAACCGUUACGAUACAUACAAGCAGAAGCACGCCUGUUACAACCUCUUCGAUCGAGACUACAAGCUACUCGUCCAGCCACGAAAACCCACCGGCAACGACGACGGUCACAAUCACCAGUGGACCUGCUCCCAGUAGUGGUUCGUGCAAUACCGGUCCCGUUCAGUGCUGCAAUAGUGUAGAGCCAGCAUCGUCCGAGAAUGCAUCAAAACAGCUAGGGCUACUCGGAAUCGUACUCCAGGACGUAAAUAUUCCUAUCGGUAUUACCUGUAAUCCCAUUAGUGUCCUUGGCCUUGGCUCUUCCGGUACUUGUAACGCGCAGACAGUCUGCUGCGAGAACAACAACUUCAACGGACUCAUCAACAUCGGAUGCACGCCGAUCAAUCUUGGUCUUUAG